AUGAAAAUGAAGAUUGAAGGCAGUCUCCAACUCAUUAUCGGCCCCAUGUUCAGUGGUAAGAGCACGGAGCUUAUCCGCCGCAUCCACCGUUACCAGCACGCCAAGCUUGAUUGUCUCGUGGUCAAAUACCUCUUCGACACGCGCCACUCAGAGGAAAUGCUGUCGACUCACGACAAAGUGUUCGUGGAGGCAAUGCCCGUGCAGGCUCUGGCGGAGGUUCGUCCGUUUCUAAAAGAGUACGACGUGAUUGGCAUCGAUGAGGGACAAUUCUACCCGGAUCUGGUCGAGUUCUGCCAGGAGGCAGCUAACCUGGGCAAGGUGGUGGUUGUAGCCGCACUAGAUGCGACUUUCGAGCGAAAAGCUUUCGACAACGUUAUUGAGCUGAUCCCCACGGCGGAGAAGGUCAUCAAACUCAACGCAAUCUGCUCCUCUUGCGGCCAAGAUGCAGCGUUCACAAGACGCCUUGUGGCCGACAAAACGUUAGAGGUGCGAACUGCUACAACCACAUCAACUACAUUCCUGUGA
Phytophthora infestans T30-4 is the source of this 525-nucleotide messenger RNA. Its product is annotated as thymidine kinase. The transcript is spliced from 4 exons. Gene Ontology annotation, molecular function: thymidine kinase activity; ATP binding. The record is from RefSeq and is a predicted model, not a curated record. Gene Ontology annotation, biological process: thymidine metabolic process. NCBI's taxonomy places the organism in Eukaryota, Oomycota, Peronosporomycetes, Peronosporales, Peronosporaceae. The coding region runs from base 1 to 525 and encodes 174 amino acids.